AGCAGGAAAGGCAGCGGGCACCGGGCCAUCAGGCGGAGUAGCGGGCACCGGGCCAUCAGGCGGAGCAGCGGGCACCGGGCCAUCAGGCGAAGCAGCGGGUACCGGGCCAUCAGGCAGAGCAGCGGGCACCGGGCCAUCAGGCGGAACAGCGGGCACCGAGUCAUCUGGCAGAACCGUGGGCACUGGGUCACCAAGCUCGACAGCGGGCACCGAGUCAUCUGGCAGGACAGCAGGCACCGAGUCAUUUGGCAGAACCGCGGGCACUGGGUCACCAAGCUCGACAGCGGGCACCGAGUCAUCUGGCAUGACAGCGGGCACCGAGUCAUCUGG
Molecule: messenger RNA, 330 nt
Organism: Staurois parvus
Lineage: Eukaryota; Metazoa; Chordata; Amphibia; Anura; Ranidae
Source: the annotation of a GenBank genome assembly